CCAAAAUCCCGAAGAGGAGUUUUCGUCUGAGAGUGCCAUCCCUAUCGACCGCCGUUUCGAAGACGCUAUGUCGCCAGGUCCCGUUGUUGAGGCCGCUGCCGAUGAACAGCUUCUAUCGGCCGAGGAGAUUCAGAAGAAGAACCAUGAACCCAAGGAUGACGAUGCUCCUGUUGUCGAGGAUGUGAAGGACGACGACAAAGACGAAGACGAUGAUGAGGACGACGACGAAGACGAGGAUGACAAGGAAGAUGGUGCUCAAGGUGCUACUGAGGGUUCAAAGCAAAGCAGAAGUGAGAAGAAGAGUAGGAAAGCCAUGUUGAAGCUGGGACUGAAGCCUGUUACUGGUGUCAGCAGGGUCACAAUCAAGAGAACGAAAAACGUUCUUUUUUUCAUCUCAAAGCCUGACGUGUUCAAGAGUCCAAACUCAGAGACCUAUGUCAUAUUUGGGGAAGCCAAAAUAGAGGACUUGAGCUCACAGUUGCAGACACAAGCUGCUCAGCAGUUCAGGAUGCCAGACAUGGGAUCAGUGGUGGCAAAACCAGAUGCUGCUGCGGCAGCUGAUGCAGGAGCACAGCCUGAUGAGGAAGAAGAAGAGGUUGAUGAAACGGGAGUGGAGCCUCGUGACAUUGAAUUGGUCAUGACGCAGGCUGGGGUUUCGAGAAGCAAGGCCGUCAAGGCUCUCAAGACUCACAACGGAGACAUCGUUGGUGCUAUUAUGGAACUCACUACUUAAUCAGCGCCUUAUGCUGUGUUCGUGUUUUUCUGACGUUUUUCCAUCCCUAAGUUCCCUCGGCGCUUACCGUGUUAACUAUUGGUAUGGUUGGUUUUAUAAUUUUUUGUAUAA
Neltuma alba is the source of this 844-nucleotide messenger RNA. RefSeq names its product nascent polypeptide-associated complex subunit alpha-like protein 2. Lineage: Eukaryota; Viridiplantae; Streptophyta; Magnoliopsida; Fabales; Fabaceae. The transcript is spliced from 4 exons. The record is from RefSeq and is a predicted model, not a curated record. Gene Ontology annotation, cellular component: nascent polypeptide-associated complex. The coding region runs from base 68 to 733 and encodes 221 amino acids.